CCGGCCGGUGACACGUUGCAAGCCAGUUAAGUAGCAAGAUGCCAUUUUAGUCAAUUUCAGCUCGAAAUCUGCGCCAAUUCAGCGUAGAAAAUGGCUGCUUCUAAAGCCAAUUUAUUUAAUCGAGUGAGCACGGCAGUGUUUUAUGGGAUCUGUUCGUUUCUUAUCGUCGUUAUCAACAAAAAUGUUCUUACAACUUACAAGUUCCCUUCAUUYCAAUUCCUUGGAAUUGGUCAGAUGCUUGCUACUAUUGUAGUACUUUAUGGAGCCAAAAUGGCUGGAUAUAUCAAGUUUCCAAAUUAUAAUAGAUCUAUGUUUUUAAAGGUAAGUCUGUCAUCUCUAAUUAAACAUAAGCAUCAGUAUUUGCAAUAUCGUAUAUGUACAUUCAGCAUGGGAUAGCCAUAUU
Messenger RNA from Exaiptasia diaphana, 403 nucleotides. RefSeq names its product UDP-sugar transporter sqv-7-like. The coding region runs from base 91 to 396 and encodes 101 amino acids. The record is from RefSeq and is a predicted model, not a curated record. The transcript has 3 exons. NCBI's taxonomy places the organism in Eukaryota, Metazoa, Cnidaria, Anthozoa, Actiniaria, Aiptasiidae.